UUAUCACAUGUUAAGUAAAUCAAACCCUCAAGAAGCAACUUUUGAGCCUCGUUUAAGGAAGAGAUCUCGCUUGCACAAACUUUCCAAGGCAAUGAACAACAACAGAGUUCAGGGAUGUGCAGAAUCUUGCAAUAGCAACCACUGGAAUACCAAGAGCUAUCCUAAGGAAGUAUUGAGAUGACUUUCCAGUUUAGCUUACAAAGUUAAUACUAGGUUCUUUGCAGCUAGACAAAAUGAUGGCCCAAUUCUGCAGACAUUCCUACAGGAAUUCCUAAAGUAUUUCCUGGCAUCAGCAGGGGUCGCUAAUCUGGGCUACUUGCUGCUUUAUUGUGUAAAAUAUAAUAGAAAUAAUCUCUUUUCCUUACCAAAGUUAGCAUCCUUUACCAAUUUGGUCAUAAAAAAAUUCAGAUUCAUGAAUCUGAGAUUAUUUAGAGCCAAAUUUAUACCAUUUUUGACUAAAUUUCUUCUUCCAUGGAUAGCAGUAGGAGUCAUGAUGGCGAUGCUCAAAGUGAUUCUUAUUGCUGGGACGAAAUUUAUGAUCAACCCUAUGUGCCCAGUGCAGAGCCUCUCAAGGAGUCAUAUGAAGGGAGCCCUCUCUAUUUGAAGGAGUCACAACCAGACCGAAGGAAGAAUGAACAGAAGGCAAAUCAAUGACGUCAACCUCGAAAAUUCGCAAGAGCCUAAUUAAAUUCCUAUUGGCUCUUGAAAUAUCUAUUUUUACCUAAAAUUUCCUACAAAGUUUAUAACUUCAAGUUUGAGAAUUCUUGAAGCAGAUCUUUGGGCUUUCAACAGAAUUCUGGAUG
Molecule: messenger RNA, 803 nt
Organism: Moneuplotes crassus
Lineage: Eukaryota; Ciliophora; Spirotrichea; Euplotida; Euplotidae
Source: the annotation of a GenBank genome assembly